Messenger RNA from Ectocarpus siliculosus, 2589 nucleotides. The record is from the annotation of a GenBank genome assembly. NCBI's taxonomy places the organism in Eukaryota, Phaeophyceae, Ectocarpales, Ectocarpaceae.
AUGGAGCUGGCCACAGGGAGAGUCGUCAAGGAGUCGUCGACUGGUCCUGGUGGCCGUGGUUCUGAGGCGGGGCGCUACGGUAGUAGCAGGUCCGAGGGGGACAAGAGCGGCGGCGGCGGGGCACGGGACUACGCCAGAGAAGGAGGAGGAGGAGGCCGGAGUAGCGAUGGGGACCGUGAUAGGGACAGGCGUGGUGGCGGCGGCGAUAAGCAGCAGUACAGGCGAAAGGGAUCGUCGGAAUCGAGGGGUGGAAGCGGGAGUACGCGGCACUACGGCGACAGCCGGCACGACAAGGCGUAUCGAUAUACCAGCCAUCGCGAUCGGAGCAGCAGCAGCCGUAGAGAUGGCAAUGCCAAGGACCGGCAACGCUCGCGAGACAGCGAUCGCGGCAGCGCUCGAGGUCGGGGGAGGGACAGCGGGAGCGGCGGUGACCAUGGGAGCGGUCGAUCUAGCAGCGGAAGCAGGGGCGACUUCAGCAGCCACCGCGGCGCCAACGGCAGCAGCGGCGGCAGCGGCGGAGGGAGCGGGGGCAGUGCUGGCGGCGGCGGCGGCGGCGGCAGACGGUUAGCGGAUUUGCCGGAGGAGGCGGCCGUUAACGCGGCCGCCGGCAACGGCAGAAGUAGCGGCGGGUUUUCGUCCGGGGAACGCUCGGGGAGGGUGGAUAUAAACGGAGCCAUCGACGCGGGUGGAGAGGCAGGCUCCGCCGUCAAGGGUAUGGAAGGCGUCGCCAACGGCACCGGUGCGAAGCCCUCCUCCUCCUCCGCUGCCGGCGGCGCAGCCGGCAAGUCCUCUGCCGUAGCCGGCGACGGAGAGGAGGGCGAGGUGUUGCUGUCGGGCUCGUCUUCGCCGCGCGGCGCUCCCAGAAGAAGAGAUGCCUCCGCUUCCGCGAACGGCGGCGGCGGCGGCGGCGGCGGCGGCGGCGGCAGCAGCGUUAGCAGCGGGAGCGUCGACGGCGGUGGCGGCGGUGGCGGCGGCGCGAGCGCGACGCGCUCAUCGCCGUCGUCUCCGCCCCGGGGAGAGAACUACAGCCCAGGGGGGGGAGCGGGCGUGGAGGCCGUAAGUAAGCCAGCCGGGAAGGAUCGAUGGGCGGACUCUGACAGUGACGAGGACGAGGACGGGGGGGGGAAGGGGAAGGCGGGGGGUGGCGGAAACGGGGCAGCAUCCCUCGAGGCUAACGGGGCGGCGGGCGGCGGGAGCGGCGGCGGUCACCACGACGGGAAGAACGGCUUGGGAGGGGCAGCGGGCAAUAGAGGAGAGAGUGGGGGUGAGUCGGGGGCGGGGGGCGUGAGCGCGGAGGGAGAAGGGGGGUCGGCGAGAAGAAGAUCGGAGGCGGGGGGGGGGGCCGGGGAGCUCAAGCUUGCGAUGGCGGCGGGGAAGAAGGCGGGCUGCACGGCGGAUGGUACCGCUGGGGGGGGAGAAGACGGGAGCGGCGGCGGGAAUGAGGCCGGGGUGGGCGGCGGGGAGCAAGGAGGCGCUGCUCCGGAGAAUGACGGGGGUGCCGGUAGGCGGAACUCGAGGGCCCCCAUGACCGUGUUCACGAGGCAUCAGGCCGCGCAGGACACGUACAACCCGCUGCUGUACGGCUGCCGGAGCGUGGACAACUAUGAGCGCAUCGAGUUCAUCGACGAGGGCGCGUACGGGAAGGUGUACUGCGCGCUCAACAAGGCCACCGGGGAGGUGGUGGCGUUGAAGCAGGUGAAGCUGACGAGGAACAACGGCAAGGAGGGCUUUCCGAUCACCGCCCUGAGGGAAACCAACGUGCUGCUCAGCCUGCACAACCCCAACAUCGUGCGGGUGCUGGAGAUGGUGGUCGGAUCCACCUUGGACAAGGUGUACAUGGUGAUGGAGUACUUCGACCACGACCUCAAGUCGGUGAUGCGACAUAUGCGGCAUCAGAAGACGUGGAACCUGCUCUACAACCACCAGGGCAAGCUGGCUAUCUGCGACUUCGGUCUGGCGAGAAAGUACGAGGAACCCAUCCGGCCGUACACUACCCCCGUCGUGACACAGUGGUACCGGUGCCCUGAGCUCCUCCUCGGCGAGAAGACCUACAGCACAGGCGUGGACACCUGGAGCGUGGGAACGAUCUUCGGCGAGCUCGUGCUGGGGUCUCCCAUGUUUCAGGGCAAGACGGAGAUCGACCAGCUUAAGCUGAUCUUCGGGGUGCUGGGAUCCCCGACGGAGGAUCGGUGGCCCGGGUGGACCAAGCUGCCUGGCGCGAAGAGCGUCGGCUGGCGUCAGGGCACGGGGAACCAGCUCCGAGCAACGUUUCCGACCAACGGCUUCAGCGGGAAGCCGUCGAUCAGCACCCAGGGCCUGGAGCUGAUGAACGGCCUGCUGGCCCUCGACCCGCAGCAGCGCAUGUCCGCGCACGACGCCCUCGAACACUGCUGGUUCACCACGGAGAGGCCGGCACCCACGCCCCUCGGAGACAUGCCGCAGGUGGACUCCAAGCUGGACAAGGACAUCAACAACGCCCUGGCGAAGUGGUCCAAGGCGCAGAUCGGCAAGCAGAGCAUGAGAGGGGGCGUCUCCCCUCCCGCCCCGUCACGACAGCAACGGCCAGAAAUUCGACCGAAGGGGGUAUAG